AUGCAAAAAGAAUUGGAGAGAAAAGAAAAUGAAAAGAAUGCAAGGUUUAGUAAGACAACAUCUCUUAAUGAUGAUGAUAAGAGUGUUGAACAAGAAGAAAGUAUUGGAGAGAAAAAAGGAACACAAAAAUCGUUGAGAACUUAUCAACCGGAACAUUUGAAAACAUUUAUUUGUUUUAUAGCACUACUUUUAUCAUUAUUAUUAAAUCAACUUGUAAUUUGUUUAGCGCAUGAUAUUACCAGUAGAAAUGCUUUACCGGAUUUGGUAUUUGCAAUAAUACCGGAGCAAGAUUGGGCUUUAGCUGUUGGGGAUAUGCUAAUUUGUAUCGCAGGUGUUUUUGCUCUCGGAUUUAUCGCUGUAUUUCAUCGAUAUCGAUUUAUUGUCUUACGUCGAUUGAUAUUUACUAUAACUGUAUUGUAUACGUUCCGUGCCAUUUGCUUAGCUGUUACUCAUGUCCCGGCAAGUUACGAAGAUAAUCACCGUAAAUGUGUAAAACCGGAUAAUCAAGCAACAAUAUUAAGUGUUCUGAAACGACUCGCACAACACUUUUAUAAGCUAGGCCUACAGGUCAGUGAAAAUGGUAAACUGAUCUGUGGUGAUCUCUUCUUUUCCGGACAUACAAUAUUUGUCUCCACAACAACAUUCUAUUUCAAUCAUUAUUCACCACAUUCCAUUUGGCCAUUACGAUGGUUCUUAAUAUUGAUGUGCACUGGAGGUAUGAUUUGCUUAUCAAUAUCACGAACACACUAUAGUGUCGAUGUGUUAAUUGCUUACUGGUUAUCCAGUUUUCUCUUCAGUCUUUACCAUUCAUUCGUUCUGCUACCACAUAAUGUACGUAUCCGAACACGUGCCUAUCGUCGUUUGCUAUUAUUUUGGACGAUGUACGAAUUGGAAGUGAAUGUACCGUCCGGACGUUUAAUAAAUGAAGUAGAAUGGCCAUUACCUUGGCCGAAAUGUUUGAAACGAUGUGUCAGCAAUUGGAAUAGACGAGAUGUAAAAACAAUAGCAGGUUCUAUGGCAGAGCAAUUAAAUGCGCAUCAUGUGAAGACACAUUUGUGA
Molecule: messenger RNA, 1059 nt
Organism: Cercopithifilaria johnstoni
Lineage: Eukaryota; Metazoa; Nematoda; Chromadorea; Rhabditida; Onchocercidae
Source: the annotation of a GenBank genome assembly